Molecule: messenger RNA, 6690 nt
Organism: Xenopus laevis (African clawed frog)
Lineage: Eukaryota; Metazoa; Chordata; Amphibia; Anura; Pipidae
Gene: pik3c2g.S
Product: phosphatidylinositol 4-phosphate 3-kinase C2 domain-containing subunit gamma
Exons: 31
Coding region: 625-5532 (1635 amino acids)
Source: RefSeq, a predicted model, not a curated record
AGAGUUGCCCUUUAAUCCUGCCCAGGAGUUCACUGGGAGUUCCUCGUUCUUUCAUUUCUGCCUCUUGGUUUUAUUUUGUUUGUUCUGGAUAAACAGAAUCUGACAGCGAGCGAGCGCUAGGGUGCAGGGAGUUCAUUUGCUCAUCAGCCUCAGACCCUCAGGACUCCCAGCAGCCUGCUCUAACUCCCAUCAGUCAGGGAAAUAUUCAGAGGCCCCCCCAAUGGGAAAAGGUAUCCUGGGAGUAACACCCACUUUUCUGUGCUGAGAGAGAAAUUGUUACUUGUGUUAGAAAGUUUCCAUAGUAGAAUGAACUACAGCUCCCAGCAUUCUCUAGGAGCCACUGCGAGUGCCAGGGGGAGGGGAGGACAGACUGUCUGUUCUGCUUUCCAUAAUAAAACGAAAGUACAGAGAGUGAGAAAACCACACACAGGCGGCUCCACCUGCACCACAGAGAACCAGUUUCACUGGGAAGCGCCCGAGCCCCGUCAGCUCCUUCAUUCUUACUCUGUAACUCUGCCAAUUGCCCCUUCCUGGGGUAACACAAGCACAGAGCCACGAGGGGCAAAUCCCAUAUUCACAUGCAGAUGUUUCUCCUGAAAACUCUACACCAGAAGUGAAGGAGAUAUGGAUCACAGUCACCAAAAUGACAUCUCUCAACCACAUGACAACUCAGGUGUCCAGUUACCUGCAUUUUCCUUCCCCAACACCCAGUAUGAUCAAGCGUAUCCAGCUGGAACUUUUGUGCCCAAUAUCCAGACCUAUCCAGGUCUCCCUAGUCAGAUGGCUCUUGGAUUUGACUCAUUUUUGCCUCCCACAAACAAUGUGGCCCCUUCUAUAGUUCCCUAUCAGUUCCAAUCAACCAACUGGCUUGAAGAACAUCUACAGAGCUUUCCAGCUCAAACCUCCCCUGAUUUGCAAGGACCUUCUGAGCAAGAUGCAGAGCAGCCCCUGCCUGGAGUCACAGGAAUUGGGUUUGAGCAUUUCUGGGGAUUGGAGUCUGAUGAACCCACUACUCAUUAUCAUUCCAUCAAUAUCCAGUUUAAUGGAAACAGACAAAGAGAUGGAGUAUUUUCUGCAGGAGAAGACUUUACCCAAGUCUCAAGGAGACACACUAUACACAUUGCACCAGACUCAAAUAACUUUUUUUUUCAAACACAAACAACAAACACCAAUGAAAUCACCCAGAGGUCACGGUCAUUAUAUGGAUACUCAGCUCAUCAGUCUUUGGAUUUGGAGGAACCACCCACUGCAUCUCAUCAUUCCUGGAAAUCUGAGAAACAGGAAUGGCGGAUCAAGCUUUUAGACUCCUCAGAGAACAGUAACAAGGACUUUGGUGCAUUUUGUGAUGCAGUGAAAACUAUCCGGAGGGAAUAUUCUGCGUCUGACCCCGUCUCCAAUUCGGGGAGAGUGUGGAGCGUUGCAGUGAGGUUCCCCUUGGGGGUCAGUGUAGAGUCAGACCUGAAUAUCACUGUGUAUGGAGACUGUCUGCCUCAUCCCCUCAACUACUCUGAGAAAGAUUGUGUUCAUGUUCAGGAUUUCAUUUCAAGAAUGAUUCAGCACAACUAUUCUGUGAUGCAGCACCCCAACAAUCCUGCACCUCAGUACCCCGACUCUCCUGCACCUCAGUACCCCAACUCUCAUGCACCUCAAUACUCCAACUCUCAUGCACCUCAGUACCCCAACUCUCCUGCACCUCAAUACUCCAACUCUCAUGCACCUCAGUACCCCAACUCUCCUGCACCUCAGUACCCCAAUUCUCCUGCACCUCAGUACCCCAACUCUCAUGCACCUCAGUACCCCAACUCUCCUGCACCUCAAUACUCCAACUCUCAUGCACCUCAGUACCCCAACUCUCAUGCACCUCAGUACUCCAACUCUCAUGCACCUCAGUACCCCAACUCUCAUGCACCUCAGUACCCCAACUCUCAUGCACCUCAGUAUCCCAACUCUCCUGCACCUCAAUACUACAACUCUCCUGCACCUCAAUACUCCAACUCUCCUGCACCUCAGUACCCCAACUCUCCUGCACCUCAGCACCCCAACUCUCAUGUAUCUCAGUACUCCAACUCUCCUGCACCCCUGCACCCUAACUAUCCUGUGCUACAGCAAUGCCAGUACCCUUCCCUGCAAGGUAUCUACCCACCCCUACAGCCCCAAGUAUCACUAUCCCAUCCACAAGACCCCCCAGGGCAGCAUCUGUACCCCUCUUUACAUUCAGUCUCCCAGCAGGAAUAUAGACUGGCACAGAAUGAUCACCCCCCAGCUCAGCCCACCUACCACUCUGCACCCCAGCAGCUUUACCCAUCACCACCAUAUUGUGCCAGCCCCUCCCAAUACCCACCUGCACCCCCACAGGGCUAUUUAGUGAGUAUCUGCGGAUUUGACGAGUUCUUACAAAAUGACUUCACUUUCCGCUGCCACACGAAGCUACAGAGACUGACGUCAGUUCAGCUGCGACUUCACCUGAGACCCCAACCCCUCCUGUGCCGCACGAAGGAAGAGGAUCAAAGUGAUUGGCAGUUGGAUCUGUCGGAACAUGGACAGUACUGGACCCAAAUGAAGAGCAGACUUACCAAUGCCGUGUCCCACUAUGGGGAUCAAGCCCUGUCCUUUCUGAAUAACAAGGUGUAUGUGACCCACGUGUUGGAAGCUGUGAGGGAAAUUUGUUAUUUACUCCGUGGAGUUGAAACCAAAGAGCUCAGCACAGCCCUCAAUGCUUUGCGCCACUCACAGUAUCUCAUGGCAAAUCAAGGAGGCACCUCCCAAGUUUCCCAGCAGAGCGUGGUGCUGGGGGUAUCGAGGGCCCUCGCUCAUCUCAUCAGUAUCUACAGCAGCAGCUUUAAUGCGGAUUUUCUAGUGGAAAUACCCAGAAGCCCCCGCUGCAGAACUGAAAGCCCCGAUUCCCAUCUCUCCUUCCAUCUGUAUUCGGCUCACAACCUCCCCGACAACUGGGUGAAUAGAAUCAGCACUUUUUCUCUGAGCUGUUCGGUGAUUUACGCUGGAAGGAAACUUUGCCCUGAAAUGAAAUCUCGGGGGGCUCAAGCAACGCAUUCGAUGUUCUCCUUGGUGACGUGGGAUGAGGUAAUCACAUUUCCACUUCCCGUCUGUGUCCUGCCCUAUGAAUCCAUUCUGGUUCUGAGACUCAGUGGCCUCGACAAUGGCUCCAAUAAAACUGCCAACUUGGCCUGGUCCUGCCUCCCCCUCUACUCUCACGGGAGAUUUGCCAGGGGGGCGAUGCUGCUGAACAUGAUUUCUCACGCCGAGCCCCCUCCUGUUAUUACCCCGGGGGCAAUUGAUAAGACGUUGCCGACACUUGUUACAGUGCAGGUUGAAUUACCAGAAAUAAACCAGACUUUCAGCCAACCGGCGCCCGAGCAAAUUGCCGGCAAUGUUCCGUCAGAAGAUCCUUCCGGAUUCCUGGAGAUAUUGGUGCAUCGGAAUUCUGUCCUCCUACUCUCAGAAGCUGACAAGCAAUAUCUAUGGAACUAUCGGUCCUGCUGUAAGAAGCCCAGGAACAUUCUCCCCCUGGUGUUGGGAAGUGCCCCUGGAUGGGACCCCAGCAUUAUUUCCGCUAUGUACAGAGUUCUGGGGGACUGGACCUUCUCUCACCCCUUGGAGGGUCUGGGCCUGUUAAAUUCAAGCUUCUCCGACCAAAGGAUCCGUGAAACCUCAUGUCUAGAAAUCGGGAAAUUGCCCAAUGAUGAGUUGUUAGACUUUCUGCCCCAACUCGUUCAGGCUGUGAAGUUUGAAUGGAGUCUGGACAGCCCUCUGGUCAAGCUCUUGCUUCAUCGCUCGUUACAGAGCAUCCAGGUUGCACACAGACUCUUCUGGCUGUUAACAGACGCUCACAAGGAAUCUCAUUAUCGAGGUUUGUACAGCAAAGUGCUGGCCGCUCUCCAGUCCUGCGCCGGCAACGCUCUCAAUGGCGAAUUCUGCACCCAAAAGCGUCUCAUCAGCAUUCUGCAGGGCAUCGCGGAAAAAGUGAAGACGUCUCCGGACACAAAGCGCCAGGAGACCCUUCAAUCAAAUCUGCACCAACUGCAACGGUUCUUUCAAGAAGCGCAACUCUGUCGCCUCCCGCUGGACCCGGCCGUUAGAGUCAGAGGGAUCGACCCCAAUGCCUGUUCCUUCUUUAAAUCCAACGCGUCGCCUCUGAAAAUCUCCUUCCUCAACGCUGACCCCCUUGGAAAGAAGAUCAAUGUGAUUUUUAAGCUUGGAGAUGACCUCCGUCAGGACAUGCUGGUUCUGCAGAUUAUUGAGGUGAUCGACAGAAUUUGGCUCCAUGAAGGUUUGGACCUGCGGAUGAUCACGUACAAGUGCCUCUCUACUGGGCUAAACCAAGGAUUGGUUCAGAUGGUCCCAGACGCCACGACUCUGGCCAAGAUCCACGAGCAUUCUGGGAUACUGGGGCCACUAAAGGACAAAUCCAUAAAGAAAUGGUUCAAGAGCAAGCAGCCUCUUCAGCACAACUAUGAAAAGGCAAAAGAGAACUUCCUAUUCUCCUGUGCUGGUUGGUGUGUCGUUACCUUUAUACUGGGGGUCUGUGACAGACACAAUGAUAACAUUAUGGUGACCAACACGGGGCACAUGUUCCACAUUGACUUUGGCAAGUUCCUCGGUCAUGCUCAGAAAUUUGGUAGCAUUAAAAGAGACCGAGCUCCCUUCAUAUUCACCUCUGAGAUGGAAUAUUUCAUCACUGAUGGGGGGAAGAACCUCGAUAGAGCAAGAGACUUUGUGGAGCUCUGCUGUCAGGCCUAUAACAUUCUCCGCAAACACAGCCACUUACUGAUCAACAUGCUGGAACUGAUGCUACAGGGUGGGCUGCCAGAACUAUGUGGGGUAGAAGAUCUGAGGUACCUGCAGAAUAACCUUCGGCCCCAGGACUCUGAACCCGAGGCCACCAGCUAUUUUACCAGGAAAAUCAGUGAGAGUCUGCAGUGUUUCCCAGUAAAGCUGAACAAUCUCAUACAUAUCCUUGCAAACACAUCACUGUCAGACAUGGCCAAGAGUGUGUCUCAGAUCGACCUCAUGGAUCCUGCCGGGGGCAACCCCAAAAAUCUCAUUAAACGUGCAGCCAUCGCCAGUAUCCGCAAGAUUAAUAAGAAAAGUGAGAAAGUUCUGAAUUAUCUGGGUGCGGAGGGCAGAACCGGGGCAGCUUCAUCGUCGGGGGACACGGAUGUGAGACCUGCAGUUCAGCUUCACGUUUCCUACAAGAACCAGACACUGUCGGUCCUCAUUAAGCACCUCAGGAACAUUCAUCUCCCAGAUGGCUCCUCCCCUUGCACCGAAAUUGAGGUUCUUCUGUUACCAGAUCCACAACAAACGUCACUGAGAAGGGUCAAAUCCACAGGGAAAUCUGCUCUGAUCUAUAAUGAAAUAGUGAGAUACUCGCUACUACCACUCGUUGCUGGCUACGUUAUACGACUGGUGGUGAGAAGCAAAGGGCAGUUGAUUGCGGCAGUGAAUGUCCCAGUGGAUCACAUGCAGUUUGAUAGCGACGUCUGGUACCCGAUGGGCCUCAGUUUGGCAUAGACCCCGACUGGAUUGGCCAGAACCAAAAUGAGCCACUGGGGGGGAGGUCUGUUGGUUUGUGGGGUUCAUGUGCCCAGGUUGUGACCCCCCCCAUGUAAAUAAUUGUGCCAAUAGGAAGUCAGUAGCCAAUGGGGUGCUGAGAUUGUGUGAAACUGUAUCAGUUGUAAAGUAAAUACAAUGUAUCACUGAGACACAAACCUGUGCACUUUCCUUCAAUCACUGGUGAGACCCCCCAAUACUGCUCAGUGAUUACCCCCCUUUAUCAAGAGGAGCCUCAUGUCUGGGGGGUCUCGGGGAGCAGCAAAUAGUAAUGAACCCCCGGCCAUUGGCUUUGCUCACAGGGAAACAUUCUGCUGAACCUUCUGGAACAAGAGAUCAGGUCCCCUAAUUGUGCCCAAAGAGCAGGUUAUACUCAGACCAAUUAAGUCUAAUUAGGGGAACGAAUGUUCUCUCUGUGCCACCAGCCACUUACUUGGCAUUUAAUUCCCUAAUUAAACUUCUCAUUGUGUGGCCACCAGCCGUCAGUGUGUUGGCACUUUCCUUAACCCCCCAACCCCUGAGAUCUUGGGGUCUGAUAGACAACAACUGCCCCCCUCCAGCCUUAAUCAUUUCCCCACGGCCUAGUCAUCGGUGACAGCCAAUAUGGCGGCAGAAUUUCCCCACUGUCCAAUCAGGAGUCCAAUCAGUUUCUUUGCUAAGAGCUCAGUGUCCCAAUCUGCCCAUAGAUCCAGUAUUUAUAGAAAUAGAUUUAUAUUAAAUAUCAUUUAUCUGCUGAAACUGACACAACUGACUGCAAGAAAUGGCUCCAUUCAUUUAACUCCUGCGGGUUAUUUGCCUGGGUCAGUCUAUAAUGCUGGGAUUUGGGGGAGCAGAACAUGGAGGGAGGGGUAUCACUCAUUAAUACAGCUCCUCAUCUCAGUAAUUAUAUGUUAACAUUAAUAAUGCAGAACUCACCUACAUGUCAGCUCUGUGGCCUAAUUAUCCUCUUUAUGUCUGGGAGAUACGUGUUUAUUGGCAGCCACAUCUGUCCCUGAGAUCCCCCUGAUUUCAGCACUUGCAGAUGUACCCCCAAAUCCUGCAGUGAAAGGAGAAUGAAUUGGCAACCGACUGGGGGUACCCAGAGCACAAAUAAGCACUCACCCCAAAUCUCCCCCUAAC